Molecule: messenger RNA, 2615 nt
Organism: Drosophila grimshawi
Lineage: Eukaryota; Metazoa; Arthropoda; Insecta; Diptera; Drosophilidae
Gene: aop
Product: ets DNA-binding protein pokkuri
Exons: 4
Biological process (GO): regulation of transcription by RNA polymerase II; cell differentiation
Cellular component (GO): nucleus
Molecular function (GO): DNA-binding transcription factor activity, RNA polymerase II-specific; sequence-specific DNA binding
Source: RefSeq, a predicted model, not a curated record
UUUGCUGUGCGGUUUGUGCAUGUAUGCAAAAUGAAAAUGCUUCCAGUACAGCUAUCACUGAAUCCGCUCAAUCCCAUCUGGAGCGAUGUCAUUUGGCGCUGCCCCCCGCCCCCCUCUAGCCAACUGGCCGAACUGAAGACACAGCUGCCGCCUUCGCUGCCCUCCGAUCCGCGUCUGUGGAGCCGCGACGAUGUCCUCGUCUUCCUGCGCUUCUGUGUGAGGGAAUUCGAUUUGCCCAAACUCGACUUUGAUCUCUUCCAGAUGAAUGGGAAGGCGUUGUGUUUGCUGACACGCGCCGAUUUCGGGCAUCGAUGUCCCGGCGCCGGCGAUGUGCUGCACAAUGUGCUCCAAAUGCUGAUCAUCGAAUCGCACAUGAUGCAAUGGCAUCUGCCCAACAGCCCCGUCACGCCCACCGGCCGAUAUCCGUUGUCGCCGCACAGCCACCCGCCGACGCCCACCUGGCCGCCGAUGAAUGUGCCCCAGCUGCUCGAUGGCAACAAUAGCGGCGGCAGCAACAGCAGCGCCGGCAGCAUCAACAGCAGCAACCUCAGCAGCAAUCCCUUCCACAGCACCAGCUCAGCAGCAGCAGCAGCCGCCCACAUGGCUGCCCAUCAUUUUAUGGCGCCCAAUUCGGUGACGCUGAGUCCGCCACCAUCGGUUGACUCCCAGGCGAGCAGUCCGCCCCAGCAGGGGGCCACCUAUCAGAAUGGAUCAACAGCAGCAACGGCAGCAGCAACAACAAUUGCUGGCAGCACAACAGGUGUGGCAACAACAACAGCGGGAACAGUUGGUGGCGUGCAGCCAAUGAAGGGCAUCAGCAGCGCCAGCAGCAAUCACAGCGAUUCCGAUGAUGAAUACUCCGAGCCCAACAAUCACAGCAGCAGCAACGGCAACAACAAUUGCAACAGCAACAACGCCAGCAACAAUUGCAACAAAUUGAGCGCCCUGCCACCGGCGCCGCUCUCCUCCUAUGGCACCGGCAGUCCACCGGGCACGCCCAUUCACAAGGAUCUGAAGCCCACCUGGACGCAACAGAUGACCAACAGUUUCGUCAACUCCUGGUCACAACAGCAGCAACAACAACAGCAACAACAGCAGCAGCAACAACAGCAGCAGCAGCAACAGCCACAGAAACUAACGUUGGAUAAUACGGGCGUGGGCAUUCCGCCGGGAGGUGGCUCCAUAUCGGCCCCAACGACGCCCAGCUAUAUGUAUAAGGCCAAGCGGGAAUUCUUUCCAGAGAACUCUGAGCCCAACACAAAUGGCCGCCUGCUGUGGGAUUUUCUGCAACAGUUGCUCAAUGAUCGGAAUCAGAAGUACAGCGAUUUGAUCGCAUGGAAAUGUCGCGAUACUGGCGUCUUUAAGAUUGUCGAUCCCGCCGGCUUGGCCAAAUUGUGGGGCAUCCAGAAGAAUCAUCUGUCGAUGAACUAUGACAAAAUGUCGCGCGCCUUGCGCUACUAUUAUCGUGUGAACAUCUUGCGUAAGGUGCAAGGCGAACGGCAUUGCUACCAGUUUCUGCGCAAUCCCACCGAGCUGAAGAACAUUAAGAAUAUAUCGCUGCUGCGACAGACGACGCCACAGUCGGGCGCCGGAGCAGGUGGUGGUGGGGGAGUUGGUGGAGUAGCAGGUGCAGCAGGAGCAGCAGCUGUCAAUCAACAGGCGCCAGGAUCUCCAGCAGCUCAGCAGCAACAACAACAGCAGCAACAGCAGCAACAGCAACAAUUGCAAUUGUCGCCACAACGUCCUGCCUCACGGAAUGCGACGGGGCCACCGAUGAGCUUACCAACGGCAGCAGCUGUUGCAGCAGCGGCUGCAGCUGCCGCAUAUGGACCGCAGCCACCGUCGCCGCUAUUCAUGCAAGCCUUCCACUAUCUGUCCGCGAAUGCGGCUGCAGUUGCCGCCGCUGCGGCACCGCCUCCGAAUUCACCUGCCACAGCAGCAGCAGCUGCGUCAUCGUCUGUGGACAAAUUUCAAUUUCAUCCGUUGAAGCUGGAGAAUGGCGAUAACGGCGCCAUGGCUGAGGAUCUGAAGCCCACCGAUCUGAGUGUGAGCAGCAAAACAAUAUCAACAACAACAGCAACAACAACAGCCAACAGCAACGAGGAUUGUUAUCCGCUCAUACGGAAUGCGGACGGUCUAACGACAAUCAAGCUGAUACGCUACCAGGAGCAGCAGCAGGCUCAGGCUCAGGCGUCAGCAGACGCCCAGCAAACAACGGAAUCAACGCCCGAGCAGAGCAACGGCAGCAGCAAUGCAUCCUCACCCAAACCAAUGGAUGCACUCGAUCAGCAACAGCUGCAGCAGCAGCAGCAGCAGCAACCACAUCCUGUGCCAAUGGACAGCGAUUGCAAUGGCAGCGAGGAGUCGGCAUUUAGUCGGCAUAUGCAUCAGUAGUAGUAGUCUGCAAUUAGCCAACCAACACAACAACAACACACACCUCAACACACACACACACACACACAACACACAUCCCACAUUAUGACAAUCACCCCACAACUUUACCUGAGCAAUCAAUGCAGCUGCCAACAAAAAAUGGGACCAGCAUAACAGCAAAUAGCAUUCAAUUAACACACACACACACACAUACACACACACCUGUUUGUAAAUACCAUAAA